Molecule: messenger RNA, 9798 nt
Organism: Galendromus occidentalis (western predatory mite)
Lineage: Eukaryota; Metazoa; Arthropoda; Arachnida; Mesostigmata; Phytoseiidae
Gene: Vps13
Product: vacuolar protein sorting 13C
Exons: 30
Coding region: 1-9798 (3265 amino acids)
Biological process (GO): protein targeting to vacuole; protein retention in Golgi apparatus
Source: RefSeq, a predicted model, not a curated record
AUGGUGUUCGAAUCGGUUGUCGUCGAUGUUCUCAACCGAUUCCUCGGCUCAUACGUCGAGAAUCUCGACCCUUCACAGCUAAAAAUCGGCAUAUUCGGCGGCGAUGUCGAUCUUAAAGACCUGAUCAUCAAGCCGUCGGCAUUGGACGACCUCAAUUUGCCGUUCCAGGUGACCUACGGCUUCAUAAAAAAACUCACACUCAAGAUACCAUGGAAGGAUCUCUACGGAGCUCCUGUGGUCGCGUCCAUCGACGGCGUGUACGCCGUCAUUGUUCCCUCGACUUCGACGAAAUACGACGAGCAGAAAGAAUUCAGGGCCAGUCAAGAUGCGAAACAGAAAGCUCUGAUGAGAGUAGAAGAACUCAGAGCCAAAGAGCUCGAAUUGAAGAAUCCGUCAAAGAAGCCAGAGAAGGAGGAUACGCUUGUCGAGAAAAUUGUCGCUCAGGUUGUAAAAAACGUUCAAGUGAAAAUCGCGAAUAUCCACUGCCGAUAUGAGGACUCGUUCACGGAUCCAGCGAGACCUUUCUCUUUCGGCUUCACUCUGAGCAAACUCAACUUCGAGACGACCGACGAAAACUGGAAACCCCAGAUGGUCGACAGAAACGUGCAUAUCUUCCGGAAACUGGUUUUCCUGGACAGCUUCUCAUUUUACUGGAACCCGAAAGUUCGUCUAAUCUCGCAUCUCAGUUCACGGGAAAUCAUGUCGGAGUUGAUAGAUUCGAUAGCGCGCGAAAACUUCAAGCCCCCCGGGAUCAACUACUUGGUGGCACCAAUAACGUCGACGGUUCGAAUGCGGAUAAACCAAAAGCCGGAGCGAGAAUAUUACGAGAUGCCAUCGAUCACAAUCGAUAUAACCAUUGAAGACAUCUCGAUGAAAAUCUCCAAAAAUCAGUACCACGAUAUCAUGGCUCUCAUGGAUUCGAUGAAUCGUAUGUGGUUGGCUGAUAAAUAUCGGAAACACCGUCCUGCCGUGCCGCUCCAGAGCAACGCAAAGCAAUGGUGGAAGUUCGCCUUCACCUCGAUUCUGGAAGAACAGGUUCGACCUCGACGACAGCAGUGGAACAAGGAUUUCCUUCUGGAACACAUUCGGAAGGUGAAGGAAUACAAAACCGAGUACGCGAAUAAACUCACGAAACAGAAGGAAUCAGAUCGACUGAAAAAACUCGAAGAGGAGCUCGAUUUGUUCAACAUCAUUCUUGCUCGGAGGCAAGCUGAAGUGGAAAUCGCGAAGCAACCGAAGAUCGAAGCUAAGAAGGGCUGGCUUGGCGGCUGGUGGGGAGGAGGAAGCGAAAAAGCCGCGAAUCCGAUCGUGAAGAACUUCCAGAAAGAAAUGACGGCCGAUGAGAAAGCAAAACUCUACGCCGCAAUAGACUACAACGAGAACCAGGUCCCUGCAGACUUCCCCAUCACUUUCGUUGACAAGAAACUGAACUUCCUCCUGAAAACCCUUUCCAUCAACAUAGACGACGACAGCACUAAGAACGUCGAAACAGUCUUAAAAACCACCCUCAAGGAGGUGUCUUCUUCCAUCGACAUGCGUCCGAAGGGAGAAGCGAUGAAAAUCGGCGCAAAAAUCGAGGGUUUCCAUAUCGAAGGUUUCCCGAAAACUGAAAUCAAGAGGCGAACGCUCCUCACAUCCGACAAAAACGCCGGGACUGAGAAAGCGACGCAGCACCUUUUGGACGUGACGUUCGAAACCAAUCCUCUGGAGGGAGGUUGCGAUCAGAGAAUACGAGUCAAUGCGGAGCCCGUUGAAAUCUUCUAUGACGUUCGAUCUGUUGAAGCCGUUGUCGACGUGUUCCGUCCGCCAGACACUGUUUCGCUCGACAACAUCCAGAACACCGCUGUGUCGAGCUUCAGAAACUUCAAGUCGAUGUCUGCGACAGGGCUACAACACGCAAUCGACAACAAGCCCUCGCUGGACAUUUUGGUCACAGUGAAACCGUCGUACAUUCUCAUAUUCGAGGACGGAAAAAUAGAUGAUAACAAGAACGUGCUAGUGUUCAGCAUGGGUCAGCUGUCCGUGAAGAGUAAGCCUCGGAACAAGGAUGCCCCCACAGUGAAGGACAUGUUCGAAGCAGGAACCGGGGAAAAAGAAGUCCUCGAGGCGCUCUUCAACGAGGCGUACGAUAAAAUGCAGUUCCACCUGAGCGCCGCUGAACUCAUGAUCGUUCCUGGCUGCGAGGCGUGGAGGGAAUGCGUGAAGUCGGCGAAGAAAUCUUCGAACAUCCAUAUACUCCAGCCGACAGAUCUAUACAUCAAUGUCGACAUCUGUUUCCUACCGAACGAGAAGAGAAUACCAAAAAUGAAGAUUUCCGGCAAAUUGCCAUGUUUGGAGAUUGAUCUCUCCGACGAGACGUUGAUCAAGGUCCUGAAAAUCCUGGAGACGAUGGGCGGUCAAUCGCCUCCCCAAUCCAAGAUAAAAGAGAUGGGCCAGAGUACGGCAGUAGAAGAGGUCAAUAUCGGCACUGCCCCGGCGGCCAGCCAAGCAGCGCUCAUCAAGGAUCGGGACGCCGAGAAUAUCGCCAACCUCACCCGAGACAAGGAUAAGGAUGAACUUCGUAUGAAUCAGGCCGACAUUUACGAUGCGGUAUUUGUCGACCUUGCCUUCGAGAUCAGCAAGUUCCUCGUCAGGGUGCAACAGUCGAAGGUGGAGAACGGCAGAAGCGUCGCGAAUCCUCUUCUCGUAUUCGCUACGAACGAGUUGAGGGUUUCUCUCCUCAUGCACCUCGCCGAUAUGUUCUGUGAAGUCACGCUCAAGGAUACGGUCCUCACCCAUCUCGCGUACACAUUGCCGGACGCCGAGAAUCCCCUCAAAGUACUGGAGAGCAGCGUCGAUCCCGGGACGGGAUAUAUGCUGAAAUUAUCGUACACCCAGGUCGAGCCGAAACAUCCCGAUUUCCGCACUCGCUUCAAUAGCACUCUGGCUGCGGUGAAAUGCAAAGUGGGCGAGAUGACUUUUGCACUCCAUCAGGAAGCGAUCAAGUCGCUAAUUGAAUUCUCCACCAACCUCACCGAUCAGCUGAGCGGCGACUCAGCGAAAGCGUCCGCUUCGUCAACGCUGCCGGUGACUGCCGAAAGAUCUCAGACGGCAGGAGCCGUCGCGGCUACGGCAUCGCCGAGUCCCAACCCGAUGGCGUUGAUGAAAAAAGCUUCGAAGAAGCCUCUAGUCACUCAAUUCAGCGCUCAUGCCUCACUGGCCGCUCUGAAAAUCAUUCUGUGUCGGUCUCGCCGUUUACUGGCUCAGAUGGACGUCACCGGUGUAGAGGCGGGAGUCGAACAGACCAAAAGGAGUAUGACAUCUCAUGUCGUCCUCAGAGACAUCAGCAUGAUCGAUCCGAACGAGGGAUCCAAGCACCCCCAGAUUAUAUCCAUCACCGGGGACGAGGUCCUCAACUUGAAGAUCUCCCAGUUCGAAGAAAGCGGGGCCGAAGGCUACACCAAAAUGGAUAAAGUGGACAUGAUGGUCGACGCCACGAUCGGGAGAAUGCACUUUGUUUUCCUCUGGAAGUUCUCCCUCGACCUCAUGUCUUUCUUCGACGCGUUCCAAGCUGCCAAGGAUAAAGUCGCCGACGCGACAGCAGCCGCCGCAGCGGCGGCCAAGGGGGCCGCCGAAAUGGCCUACGAAAAAGCGUACAAGAUGGCUCUCAACGUGAUCAUCAAGGCUCCGGUGAUCUACGUUCCGCAGAGCUCGUUCUCUCAAAGAUGUCUAGUCAUGGACUUCGGAGUUCUGAGUAUCGGAAACACUUUCCAACCUGGACCCUCGACGCCCGCCAACAGCGUUCCUGUUCUAUACGAAAAUACGAAAAUCAGCAUCGACAAUCUUAUGAUGUAUCGCUGUGAUUUAAAGCCGCUCAAGCGCGACCCCGUGGAGAAUACUCAGUUUUCCAUCAUGGACCCGGUGUCGUUCGGGCUCGAGGUUCAGAGAAAUCUCACGGCCGCGGCCCACAAAGAGCUCCCGGAACUACGAAUGAAAGGGACCGUCACGUCCGUCAACCUGAAGGUCGGCGAGGACGACUACGCCGCGCUGAUGAAGACACUCAGUGAGAACUUCGCCGAAAGCCCGCCGGGCUAUUCGGCCCCCGCUGAUCCCCACGCUUCAGUGGAUCAAGCGUCUCAAGUACAGGCUCCGACUGGAGGCAAACCCAGUGGAGCGGUCGCCGUAAGCAAUAAAGAAGUCGUCACGGUGGAGCGCCACCGUCAAACGAGAGGGGCCGAGGAAGACGAGGAGAAGCUCGCGCGAAUGGAAAUAUUUUUCACGCUCCAGGAGAUCAAGCUCGAACUGUUCACCAGACGCACCGCUGAGAAAUGCAGCGAGCUAUGUGCCCUAAAUAUCGCAGGGUUCAAACUCUGUGGGAUAUUCUACCACGACGACUCGUACUGGGUGAACAUGUUCCUCGUUAAUCUGCUGCUCGACGAUGAGCGAGCGUGCCGACGCGACGGUAUACGUCGGCUGAUAUCGAAAGUUGAGGAAAGCGAGAAAAUGAUCGACAUCAUCUAUCAGGCAGAGAACACGGGCGCAUUCGCUGCCAUUGUUAACGUUUCAAAAAUGCGUUUCGUCUAUAGCGCGUCGCUCAACAUGGCGCUGCUCGAUUUGCUCAAUCAAGCGAACGUCAACGCUGAGAACCAGUUGGAGAAAGAACGCGAACUGUCGGAGAAAAGGACUACGGGUCAAUCUGUCCUGACAAGCACUGCCGCCGCUCAGGCGGCCGCAGCACCUGCCGCACCGAAUAAAACUGUACCUUUCACUCUGAUUCUCCAGAUCGUUCAACCCGACGUCGUUCUGGUUGCCGACCUGGAGAAUCCUUCCUCGGCGUGCAUUAUUUUCAAGAGCUCAGUCAACAUUCGGGUGAAACAGGACGAGAACAAGAUGAACACCAGGCUACAACUGCACGAUAUUGAGAUGUUCGUCUCGUCGCUUGACUCGACUGGGGCUCGCUCGGAAAUCCUGCGUCGUUGCGACAUCGUCGUAGAAAUGGAUCAGGAUUCAAAGUCACAAAACGCCAAGAUCGAUGUAACCCCCAUCGAAAUCCACAUGACGCCCUCCGCUGUGGAGAUUGUCAGCGCGAGCUUGAGCGCACUCAGCCCCGCACCUGUGAACGCCAGUCUAGAUGAUGUCCCGGAUUUCUUUGAUCCGACCAAGAUCUGGGUGCCGCAGAGGUUCGAUAAUCUCAACUUGUGGUUCACCAAGAAAGAUGCGACGCGGAGCAACAUCGAAAAAGCUAAGGAGGCUGUUGAAAUCCCAGCGGGCGCAGGGGACGAUUCAGCGGGAGCUGUUUUGUCCCAGGAAGCUUCUUUCUCCAUGGAACAAAUCUUGAUCACCAUCGAGCAGGGCUCCGGCGCUCAGACCAUGCCGAUGCUCCUCGUGAGCUCUAGCCUAAAAGGUGAUGCUCGCAAUUGGGCGUCUCAGUUGGAACUAGACAGCGUCCUCAACUGUUCGGUGUCGUAUUAUAACGAAAGGUAUGCCGUUUGGGAACCGAUGCUCGAGUCGGUAGAGACUGUGAGCGGUGCGAGGAAACCCUGGGAGACCACCAUGGAAGUGCGAGCUGCGCCGCCGACUGACCGCGAAGAUGGAAUAUCCGCGCUGGACUUGGACUCCAAGUUCAAGGUCGUCAUGAAGUGCUCUGAUAACCUCGAGUUCACAGUCACGAAAACCGCCCUGCAGGUAUUGCAGUCGCUAGGUCAGGAGUUCUCGCAAGCUCUCCAGAAGAAGCAGGACAUGGUCGACUCCCGGAAAGUAGACGCGCCCUAUUGCGUCAAGAACUCUCUCGGCAUGCCUCUUACCUUGAAUGUCGAGGAUUCGAACUUUAUGAUCAUCACCACGGAAGAUGAGGCCGCUGUGAUCGAGCAUGGGAAGAAACUCCAUCUGGACUUCCGAAACCGAUCCACUGUGGUGUCUUUCUCCGCCGAACCGACGAAAGAUGUCAACGAAGCCAAAGAAGACAAAUUGUUCUUCAAUGCACAAAUGAACUUCGGCAACAUCAGCUCCGAUCGGAAACUCAACGUCAACCACACGGCGAAACGAGUGUUCCGAGUUCCUUUCAGAUCCUAUCCCGGCGACGACUGGUCGUUCGUGGUCGACGUGAAGUCGCACUACGGCUCCAGACUCGUGACUCUCUGCUCCAUUGUCAAUGUUUACAACGCUUUCUCCGUCCCGAUGGACGUUUACUAUCGGAGAAAGGACGAGUUGGAAAAAUGCGCCUCGGUUCCCCCCAAAUCCCUGAGUCACAUACCGCUGGUGGCCUUGUACACUCGGACGAACGAACUCCUGUUCAAACCGGCUGGCGAUCGCUAUCAAAUGGCAGAAGAGGGUUUCCAGUGGAAAAAAGAGGGUCGCUCGGAUCGUCUCAUCGUAUGCAAGGCGACGAACCCGAGCAAAGCCUCCUUAUUCAUGAACAUCAUCACGUCCGUUGAGCAGCUGCCGUACGACGAUAGCCCGACCGAGAAGUGUGCGGUCUACACCCUGAGACUGGCGCCCACUGUGAUAGUCAACAACCUGUUACCCUUGAUGGUGGAUAUAAACUCCAAGGAGAGCAAUGUCCACUUUGAGCUGAACAGCGGCGGCGAAAUCGAGCUCUGGAACUCGAAACCGACUCAGAGCGUCCUCAAUAUACGGCUCGACUACGCCGGGGUGAACUGGCACUGCGCGAAAGUUUUGGACGAUGAAAUCGAAGAGCUGUCGGCGAUCACUCUGAAGGACUCAAACAACGCUGAACACGUCUUGGAUUUGGCGAUGCAUUGCGAGACCAAAGAAGGAAGCAAAGUCUUGUCGAUCCACUGCCCGUUCUGGAUGGUGAACAAGACUCAGACCGAUCUCUAUUACAAGAAAGGGAAACGCUCGAAGGCUGACUCCGCUCCUGUAGGCCCCAAGCCCAGAAGACAAAUAGCAGAAUCAUCGACGAAAUCGAAAUGCUGUUCGUGUUUCAAUGGCUCCCAGCCGAAUGAGGGGUUGGAGGAUAGCGUCCGACACGCACAAGACGAUGAAGAGCCCCUGCUGUUCACUUUCGGGGCGAAGAACAUGUUCGCGCCGAAGAAGAAAGUCUGUGUCCGAAUUUUCGACUCCGACUGGUCUUCGAAAACGCCUAUGGAUGCCGUCGGUCAGUCCGGGACGGUCAUGGCUAAAAGCUCGAAGACGGACCAGAUCUAUCCGUUGAGUGUUCACAUCGCGCUCAGCUCGACUACCCUGACGAGGAUCGUGACGUUCACGCCUUUCUACAUGGUGACCAAUAAUUCUAAAUUCGGCGCUAUUGAAAUCCGGGAGAACAGCCCCAAUGCCGAAUGGAUCCUCGUAGAGCAGAACAAAUGCGUUCCACUGUGGCCGAUGGCUGUGGCCAAGAUAGAACUGAUCGCGCGAUAUGCUGGAUCGACCGAAAUAACGGUGCCGUUCGGUUUGAAAGAAUCCAGUCUGGUGCUCCUGAGACUCGACAACAAGUACGCCGGAAUUUACAUGUCGUGCCAAGUGGAAGAGAGCGCCACGGUAGUAUCGUUCACGGAGUACGAGCAGGGCCUGUCGGCUGUGUUCCUCGUCAACGACACCGACGAGAACGUCUACUUGCGUCAAGAGUUCAACGGUUCGUCCUCGCGAUGUGUACAGGUCGGCCAGUCCGUCCACUACGCAUGGGAAGAUCCCCGAGAGAACAGACAGCUGGUGUGCUGGGUUUACGACAACGACGUUUGCAAAGUCGGCCCACUGACGGACGCAAGUGGUCAAAUCAAACUACCUCAGGAUAAGUUCAUAUUCUGGGCCUCGUUCCUGGACGGCAAGCAGCGAGUCCUCUACUUCAGUAAGGAUUCAGAGCACAUGGUCCGAGUGGAGAAGGUCGGACAGCUCGAGAGGUGUAACACGGAAUUCGACCUCGAAUACCGAGGUAUCGGUAUUUCCCUCGUUGAUGAUGAACCGAAAAGAAGAGAAAUUCUUUACGUCUCCGUAUCCGGCUCGGGCGUGCAAUGGCUCUCGCGCAGCAAGCACAAACCCAAGUACAAGCCGAUCAACGCAGAACUCAACUCUCAGGUUGAGGCCGAAUAUCAGAAAUAUCUGAACAUCGCAAAGGCCAUUGGACCCGCCAACACCCAGAGUACUCCAAUGGGAAAAUACAGAUUGGAUUUCAAUCGCAUGCAGUUGACGACUCAUGAAACCAAGAAUAUCCGACGAUCAUGCGAACCCGGUUUAUGGCUGAGGAUGAAACUCAUGGACACCCAAACAGCGGUUCAUUUGAAAGUUCAUCGCAUCCAGAUCGAUAACCAAAUCCGAGACUGCCAGUUCCCGGUGGUUCUUUCACCGAUUGUCUACAAGAAAACGAUCGGCGAGCAAAAGAUCCCCAAACCAUUCAUCGAGCUCUCGGUGAUCAUGCGACAGUUCCCCGGCGCCUCGCUGCGUCAGAUAAAGUACUGCAAGAUGUUAGUGCAGGAAUUCGCCAUCCGCGUCGAUAUGUGUUUCAUAAAUUCGCUCUUGGCGUUCGUAACGUUGUCGGCGAAGAAAACCACCUAUGCCGAGCUCAUGGAGCGUGACGUCAGCGUGGCGAGGACCUCUCUGAGAGAGAUCGCGUCCGUCCAUGCCGUUCAGGGACAACGCGAUUAUAUUGACUAUAUGCAUCUCAGUCCAAUGAAGAUUCACCUGUCGUUCUCGAUGUACGCCGGUGGAUCGGCACCUCCUCCUCCGGAAGGAGCUUUCAGUGGGGUCAAGCUGCUGCUGCAGAGUUUCGGAGUGACCUUGACCGACAUCCAAGGUGCCGUGUUGAAACUGGAUUAUUUCGAGCGGAGCAACGAUUUCCUCACCAUGAACCAACUGUCUGGAGACGUUGCAUCGCACUACAAGAAGCAGGCUCUCAAGCAAAUAUACGUCGUCAUUCUGGGACUCGACGUCAUCGGGAAUCCGGUCGGUCUCGUCAUGGGAAUCUCAGCCGGUGUCGGGGAUCUGUUCUACGAGCCAUUCCAGGGAGCCAUCCAAGGUCCUGAAGAAUUCGUCGCAGGUUUGGCCCAAGGUGUCGCAAGUCUGAUAGGGCAUACGGUCGGCGGAGCUGCCGACGCCAUGGGGAAGAUCACGGGCGCACUCGGCAAAGGCGUGGCCGCCCUCACAAUGGAUGAGGAUUAUCAGAAGAAGAGGCGUAUGGAGAGGAACAAGCGACCACAAGACAUCACCGAAGGUAUCGCCCAGAGCGGAAAGGAUCUCGUCAUGGGAUUCUAUGACGGAGUGACUGGCGUCGUCACCAAACCUCUUGAAGGCGCUCGAGAAGAUGGCAUCGGGGGCUUCAUGAAAGGAAUGGGCAAAGGUCUCAUCGGGAUAGUGGCUAGACCUGCGUCUGGAGUUGUCGAUUUCGCAAGCGGGACAUUUGCUUCCGUGAAACGGGCGACAGAGCUUGAAGAAGUAGCUCUUCCUGUCCGACCACCCCGUCUCGUGCGCGAUAACGGCAUUGUUCAACCGUACAAUCGCAUGGAAGCGGAAGGUCAUCAGCUUUUGCAGGAAGUAGAAAAUGGGAAAUACGCGGCAACCGACGCCUACUUCACCCAUCUGAGCGUGUGUAGCGACGGAAGGAACUUCGUCAUCAUCACAUCCCAUCGGAUCCUGUUUGUCGAAAAGGGCGACAUCUUCGGUCAUUGGAAAUGCGAAUGGGAAUACAUGUGGGAGCAGAUCAGGCCGCCCAUGGCUUGCUCGGAAGGAGUUAAAGUGCUACUUAAGGAACCCAAACGGAAGAACAUGUUCCAACAGAGGGAGAACGGGAAGAUUAUCAGCAUACCGGAUCGCCAGAUGGCGGAGUGGCUCUGUCAGCAAAUCAAUCGUGCGAUGAAGAAGAACGGCUGA